Molecule: messenger RNA, 7580 nt
Organism: Bicyclus anynana (squinting bush brown)
Lineage: Eukaryota; Metazoa; Arthropoda; Insecta; Lepidoptera; Nymphalidae
Gene: GABA-B-R2
Product: gamma-aminobutyric acid type B receptor subunit 2
Exons: 32
Coding region: 1474-5676 (1400 amino acids)
Biological process (GO): gamma-aminobutyric acid signaling pathway; G protein-coupled receptor signaling pathway
Cellular component (GO): G protein-coupled receptor heterodimeric complex; membrane
Molecular function (GO): G protein-coupled GABA receptor activity
Source: RefSeq, a predicted model, not a curated record
AUAGUUGCGUGUCUUUCAUAUUAUAUUCGCGCUCCAACAUGACUCACGCCAAGCUUGCCAGUGGAUCGCUAGGAAGCGUUUUAAACGGUACAGGAAUUAGUUUGUGUUUUGUGACUGCAAAAGUAGAAAAAAUACAAUGCCAAAGAAACGCCCGUUAUGUAGGAAAAUAGGUAAUCAUACCGAAGAAGAUAUGAAAAAAGCUCUUCAAGAUGUCAAAUCAGGGAAAAAAUACUUGCUGUUGCUAGAGAACAGAAAAUUCCAUUUUCGACGUUACAACAUUAUGCAGCCAAAGUUAAAGCAUCACAAGUCCACAACCACAAGUCCUGAAAAUGUGAGACUUGUACCAGAGUUAACAGAGUUUUCACGGAUGAGCAAGAACAAGCAUUAAAGGAGUAUUAUCAAAAUUGCGCUCUUAUGUUCUCAAAUCGAUAUCCGUUAGUUGGUAUUUGGAAAGGUUUUUAUUUAAUUUUAUGUUUUGCUGAUAAUAAUGUUAUUACAAAAAUCUCAAUUGCGAUUUAUAGGUUAGGUAAAAAACGAAAGUGCUUUUAAAUUGUUAAGUGGCUAAAGUAAAAAUUCUAGAAGCUAAGAAUCAUUUGUUUUGUUUAAAAAGAAUCAUUUGUUUUGUUUAAAAUUUAUAAUGUGGUUUUAUGUUGGUUAUAUUUGAAUGAAUGAAUAUUAUUAUUAUAUUUGUUUAUAAAGAAGAAGAACUUCAUUUACUUUGACAUUUUACAUAUGAAGACUUUUGGUUGACUAGUUAAGAAUACUACAUUUAAAAAAAUCUGUUUGUCAUAAUAUUAAAGGAUUAAUAAUAUGUUAAACAAAGUCUAAAUACAGUUUUUAUACAUAGAUAAAAAUAUUACCUUUUAUUUUAGGUUAAACACCCAACUGACCCACUGUGACCUGAAAACUGACUCACUGUAUACACUAUAUAGGACACAGUGGAUCAAAAGCCAUUUUUUAAAAAAAAAUAUAUUUUUCAAAAACUAUUAAAUAUAAUACAUAUAUUUGUAUACCGAAACGCAGCCAAUUAGUCUACCUUUCUUCCACUAAAGUUUGACAUCGAUAGCUUUUAUGGUUUUUGAGUUAUAUGACUCGGAAAAAAGGGUGACCCACUGUUCCCACAAUCACCCUACACUCUAAACUCAAUCUUAUUAAUCGUAUGUAGAAAUCAUUUUGGUUUGCACAAAAAUGUUUCUACGCCAUUUACUCUCAAUACAAUUUCAGUAAGAAGUAUUGCGUGAAAUUAAAUAAUGCGCCUUAAUAGUGUUGGAGCAGAGUCCAUUUCUGUUUAAUAACCGCAAACGGGCAGUUUGGACCUGUGCAGGGCUGAGGUGCUAAGGCUAUAUGAUUUUAAGGAAGCGCUUUUUAUAUUAAAACCGUAGUUUUUAUGUUUCCUGGAAAUUUAGUGACGAACAUACAGUGAAAUUCUAUUGCAUUAAUUAUUUACAUUGAAGGAUAUUCGGAAAUACAAAGAUGUCAGUUCUCCUACACCAAAUUCUCGUCACCAUACUGUCAAUAAGCCUGGUGAUGGGAGUCCCUCAGAAGCCAAACCUGGACGCUAUCUUGAAUCGUCGGACCGAUGUCUACAUCGCCGGUUUCUUCCCCUUCGGAAAAGGAGUCGAGAAUUCCAACACUGGUCGAGGCGUCAUGCCGAGCGUGAAACUAGCGCUGGACCACGUCAACGAGCAUGACUCCGUGCUGAGGAACUACCGGCUGCACAUGUGGUGGAACGAUACAGAGUGCAACGCAGCAGUGGGAGUGAAGUCGUUCUUCGAUAUGAUGCACAGCGGACCCCACAAGCUUAUGCUGUUCGGAGCGGCGUGCACCCACGUCACUGACCCCAUUGCCAAGGCGUCCAAACACUGGCAUCUGACGCAGCUAUCCUAUGCUGAUACACAUCCCAUGUUCACGAAAGAAGCGUUUCCAAAUUUCUUUCGCAUCGUGCCGUCAGAGAACGCUUUCAACAUGCCUCGCAUCAGAUUGUUGGAGCAUUUCAACUGGACCAGAGUUGGCACGAUUUAUCAGAACGAACCUAGAUAUGCUUUGGCCCACAAUCGUCUUCUAGCAGAUUUGGACUCAGCUAACUUUCUAGUAGAUGAGUCUCAGAGCUUCGCAACAGAAGUCAAGACGGCGCUAUCAAAGCUGAAAGAAAAAGACAUCAGGAUCAUAUUGGGCAACUUCAAUGAAACCUGGGCAUUGAAGAUAUUUUGCGAAGCGUACAAGCUGGAGAUGUACGGGCGUGCCUACACCUGGCUCCUGCUGGGCACGUACAGCAGCAAGUGGUGGACCCGGCGGGCGCCGUGCUCUAGAAGGGAGCUCAGUGCUGCCCUCGACACCACCAUCCUCACUGACCUGCUGCCGCUCUCUACCACCGGCGAGACCACUGUCUCGGGUAUUACUGCAAAAGAUUACCAAGUGGAGUAUGAUCGAAGAAGAGGGCUGGAAUAUUCUAGAUUUCAUGGGUAUACAUAUGACGGUAUUUGGGCGAUGGCUCUUGCUAUCCAGACAGUGGCACAUCGAGUGAAGUUAAAGUACAAAGAGAAGACGGUCCAGGAUUUUCGCUACCGGGACAAGGAGUGGGAGCAGCUGUUCCUGGACGCCUUGAGCAACGUCACCUUUGAGGGAGUUACUGGUCCCGUACGUUUCUACGACAAUGAGCGCAAAGCGUCAAUCCUCCUCAAGCAGUUCCAGGGAGAACAGGUCGGGGAGGUGAAGGUCGGAGAGUAUUGUGCGGAGAGGGAUCGGCUUGAUCUUGGCAGCGGUGACCCCUUCAAGUGGGUAGGGAAGAACCCGCCAAAAGACCGCACUCUCCACCUGAUAGAGCACACGCAGGUCAACAUCACGCUGUACGCCGUGGUGGUGUUCUGCUCCGUGCUCGGCAUCCUACUCGCGACCGGCUUCCUGGCCAUGAACAUACACUACAGGAAUCAGAGGUAUAUAAAAAUGUCCUCUCCCCAUCUGAACAAUCUGAUCAUCGUGGGAUGUAUGCUCACCUACCUCAGCGUGAUCUUUCUCGGCCUCGACUCUAGCCUCAGUAGCAUCGCGGCGUUUCCAUACAUCUGUACGGCUCGCGCUUGGCUAUUGAUGGCUGGGUUCAGCCUCGCCUUUGGCGCGAUGUUCUCUAAGACCUGGAGAGUUCACUCUAUCUUCACAGAUGUUAAACUCAAUAAGAAGGUGAUAAAAGAUUACCAGUUGUUUAUGGUGGUAGGUGUACUGUUGUGCAUCGAUCUGAUCAUCAUGACCACGUGGCAGAUAUCCGACCCAUUUUACAGGGCGACCAAACAAAUGGAGGCAUAUCCUCAUCCAACAAGUGAAGACAUAGUCAUCGUCCAAGAAAACGAAUAUUGUCAAUCAGAGCGAAUGCCCAUAUUUAUUGGGGCCAUAUACGCUUACAAAGGACUCCUUCUGGUAUUUGGAGCAUUCUUGGCAUGGGAGACACGUCAUGUGUCAAUUCCGGCUCUGAACGACUCAAAGCACAUCGGCUUGUCCGUAUACAAUGUACUCAUCAUGUGCAUUAUGGGUGCUCCUUGCGCAUUGGUUCUCGCUGACCACAAGGAUGUAUUAUUCGUGUUGAUCGCUAUCUUCAUUAUUUUCUGCACAACUGCUACACUGUGUUUGGUUUUCGUUCCGAAGCUGUUAGAACUGCGCCGCAACGGCUCUGGUGGCACGGGCGGGUCGCGCAUCCGUGCCACGCUGCGCCCCGCCGCGCCGCACGAGUGCCGCGACCCGGGGCCCGAGCUGGAGCGGCGCAUGAAGGAGCUGCGCCAGUACAACAACCGCUACCGGCGCACGCUGCAGGCCAAGGAGAAUGAGCUGCAGAUGCUGUUAAGCAAACUGGGAAGUGAUGUGAGUUCAGAGUCUUCGGUGCGAGAUUCCAAGUCACCAGCGACGCAACGGACGCGAUUGCCCGUGCCGAGAGAAAACGUCAGUCAUCCAGAGACGAGUGAUAUCACUUCGGUGUGCAGCCUCAGCGCAUCCGCUGGCGCCGAAACUGAAUACAUCGGCUUACAGAACCAGUACCCUAAUGACAAACCAAAGCCGAGUGCACCGCCGGAGCCCAUAAAAGAGACGUUGAAAGAACCUACGAGUAAAAAGGAGCAAACCAAAAAUGUCUCUUUCAAAAAUCACCUGGACUACACAAGUCCACCUUCUUCUAAGGCUGUGCCGGAGAAGGAUCAGCUCGCCAAGCUGCCGUAUGGAUGGUCUUCUGAAGAACCUCCAGAGCCUCCAAAGACAAAGAUAGAGCCAGCCAAAGCAGAAGCUAAAACCAUUCCAGCAUUAAAAACAAGUGACACUCCCACUGCAAAGUCAGUGCCAGCUAAAGUUCAGGAGCCAAUGUACACGAAAGCGGCAACGCCUAAAGUCAACAAGACACCGGAAAUGCAGAAGAAGCAGACAAAAGCACCCGACACGAAGCCCCCGUACAAGACAGCGCCGCGCGGCCACCGGCGCAUGUCCAGCGUCAGCGCCGGAGUGCUGCUCGCCGAGCUGAUGCAGGCGCCAGUGGAAGAGAUGGAGCCCGCAGCAGUGCCGCCCAUGACUGAGAGGAAGGUUAUAGGACAAGAACGGGACCCACCCAUUCCACCGAAGCCAAAGCAAGAGUCGGAGGAUAUUCUGGACGUAGACCACGACUACUCAUCCGCAGAACGGAAGAAAGCUUGUCAAAGAAGAGAUUCAGAAAAGAGGAAAAAGGAAAACUUCAUAGUCGUCCAAAGCGAUCUUUGGGACACCAACACCUUCCAAUACACUUGCCAGAAAUCACCACCAAGUCACGCUCACUCGCCUAUGCAGAGGAGUGUUUCUGAGAAAAGUCGCCAGCAAUCAUCAUCAUCGCCUCAUCACCAAAGAGAAGCUGACAGAAAUUCAGACAGAAGAGCAUCUAACAGCUCCAUUAACCACGCUGGUGCAGUGCGAGUGGGAACUCCUGAAGGCUACCGCGAGGCGGAUACCCUUCGAAUGACUGAUCGAAUUGCUAAACGUCGAGGGUCAGAGUUUCCGCAGCCCGUCAGCACACCUCCUCAUCAGAUACAAACGAAGAGAAGACAGUCUUCGGCUCAGAUGAGAUCAUAUCAAGAAGAAAUGGAAGACAAAGCCGAAUUAGCACAACGAAGACUCGAAGAGUUAUCAAAGAAACUUGUACAAGAGAAACCUUUGCAAGAAUCCAAAGAAAGCAUAGACAGGAAACCCGAACCAGACAUCAUAAGGGUUUCGAAGAAACAGGAGUCGCCUAAAAGGGUAGUGCAAGAUCCUGACACGAUAAGGGUGACGAAGGGUCAGGACUCUCCAUCAAAGAGGUUGAGGCAAGAAGCCGAGCCGUUGAAAAGGGCGAAGGGUGUGGGGGAUUCCCCGCGGUUGACUCAGGCCACGCAGAGUCGACCUGAUCAUCAUAAAAGCAGUCCUAACGUUGCUUCAAGACACAAACCUGGAUCGCCAAGCAAGCGUGACGAUCGCAAAUCAGCAACAUACACCAGAAUGGACUCCAAACGCCAAGAGUCCACCGAAAGGAAAAUGUACACCGCCAGCUCCGAGUCGGAACUCUUCGAGUGCGCCAUCCUCCCCAUCUUCCACAAACUACUGACAGAGAGGCACAAGAGUCAACCCCACGGACUUAACCUUAGCUAUGGGGUCAGUUGCCCGAACAUUUCUAUCAAAUGUGAUAUAGUGGAAUAUUUAUAAGGUACGGUCCUAAUGUCAGGAUAUAAUAAGAGGGUAGUUCGAUCAAAUUUGUUCUUAUAUUAUUGAGGGCAGAGGUAAGGAGAACUAUUCGUAUGUGUGUAUGGAUGAUGUAUAGUGAAAUAUUAAAUUAAAUUGCCGCUAGUCUAAGAAAGUGUAAGGCCCCUCGCCCACGGCGACUUUUUGUAGCGAUGCAGUCGCGAUGCUGUUGCACGUAGCAUCGAUACAGACGCGAAGUUGUCGCUAGCUGUCGACCAGAUUCAGUUGCAAUGCAAACGCGAUGCACUGAUGCCAGUUCCCACUCACGCACCGCGCCACACUCCCUCCGAUUCGGUGGUCGCGCGUUUUAUCGAUACAAUCGCGAUGCAGUUGCGCGUUAGUAACGCUUUGCGACUAACACGCGUUAGAAGAGAUGCUGUCGCGCAUUUGCAGAACGCGUGACUGUAUCGCUACAAAAAGUCGCUGUAGGUAUUUAGUUUAAUUUUUAUUUAAUCUAAUAUUGGCCAUUUUGAAUUUAUCGUUUGCGAGUGCAAGCAACUAAUGAUGAUUAUUUUAUACUGUAGGUAGAUAUGUUACGUGCCUACAAAAUGAUUAAGUGAUUUUAAACGGACGUAACAUAUCUAUGACAUAAAAUAUCGUUGAGUGCAAGUAAAAAAAUUUUUUAGUUAAAUCCCACACUCGAGACUUUUAAUCUUUAUCUCUACCCUCAAUUUUAAAUACCGUAAACUUUUAAAGAUAGUUCAAACAUAAAGGUUGUCUGUUAUUUUAGAAAUCAAAACCGUAUUAUGUGUUCCAUAGAAAUAUUCUUAAAAUUUUAAAAUGUAAAUAAAUAGUUAUCGUGGGCGUGGGUCAAUUAUUAUUUAUUAAACCAACUAUAGACAUUUUACUUUUAUAUACUGUUUUCGGGUUUAUGCUGUAACAUUUUUAAGACAUUAUGUUUUGAGAAAUUUAAUUAUUAUCUUAAUAAAGGUAAAUUACAGCGUGUGUGAUUUCAUGUCGUUUAUGACUUACUUCACACAUAAAAAGAUCUAGGAAACUACAUUUUCUCUAAGUACAUAGACAUUUUAUAGAUAGGAACUUCCAACAAAUUGCAACUACAUUUUAAAACUGUCGAGUAGAUAUAAAAAUACCACAGUUUUAUAAUAACCUUUUAUUGUUUUAUUUGUAGUCCCUUGAUAUUUUAUUUAAUUUUUCAUUGGCAUAAAUUAUUAUGCCUCAGUCUUUAAAAAAGCCAUAUCGAAAUUACAUAGAAAAUAUUGUGUUCUAAAUUAUAUUAAAAUUUGUUCUAUACAAAUUUCAUCUAAGUACCUACACGUAGGUAUAUAUUAGGAUAAUAUUAUGAUGUUUUUAUUCGUAGGUAAUUCUUGGUAGGUUUCCUAAUAAUUUAAGUUACCGAUAAUAUUAAAUUAAAUUAUUAGUACCUAUAUAAAACAGAUCUCAAAUUUUUAGAUAGUUAGGUGACCAUGAGCACACAAUAUUUAUUUUAUUUUAAUUACUGACAUAUGUAUAAGUUUAAGUUAAGUUAAGUUUAAGACUUUAUUGUGAUAUUUAUUAUUGUUGAUGUUGUUAUUUAAAAUUUUAGGGAAACAAUAGAUAAAUGUUGGAUAAAACUUUUUAGAUGAUUACAAAAUGAGAGCUAAUUUGCUACUCAUUGCGCAGAUGUUACUAAAUUAGGUAAAUAUAUAUAUAUAUUAUAAUUUUUAAUUAUCGCAUCUCUCAUUAGAAUUUAAUUUAAUAUAAAAUAUCUUUACCACUCUCAAUGAAGAAAAAACUAAUUAGCUCUCAUUAUAAGUGUUUUCAUUUAGUUAUUGUACUCGUAUCUCAACUGUUCGCACGUGCUAAAGACUUAAUAGAAAAUAUCUUACUUAUUAAUUUAAGAAAGUACAUAAUAAAAUAUUUGAAUACAA